This is a messenger RNA of Gekko japonicus, 5215 nucleotides long. RefSeq names its product RIC1 homolog, RAB6A GEF complex partner 1 (gene RIC1). Lineage: Eukaryota; Metazoa; Chordata; Lepidosauria; Squamata; Gekkonidae. Gene Ontology annotation, cellular component: Golgi membrane; cytosol; Ric1-Rgp1 guanyl-nucleotide exchange factor complex. The record is from RefSeq and is a predicted model, not a curated record. The transcript has 26 exons. The coding region runs from base 427 to 4686 and encodes 1419 amino acids. Gene Ontology annotation, biological process: intracellular protein transport; retrograde transport, endosome to Golgi. Gene Ontology annotation, molecular function: protein binding.
UGCGCGGCCCCGUAUGGCUCCUACGGCGUUCCGACCACUAGACGCCAACAUAGCAGAGGAGGAGAGAAAGAAGAGAUGGCGGCAGUAGUGAGCGGAGCGGCUGGGGGAAGAGCGCGAGGCGACUGGAAGGCUGCAGAGGCGCCGCGAGGGCGCCGUCUCGACUUAUAACCGCCCUUUCGCAUCCCCCCCCCACCGGAAAGGGAGCCCCUCUUCCUGCGCCCGAGCGGUCCCCGAUCCAGCUCCGUUGGGGGGCCCGACCGGCCUCGCGGAAGGUCCCGGCGGUGAGAGUCGGUGUUAUUAUGCCUCGCUCCUUGUUGCGUCUCCAGAGCGCCGCCGCCCCCCGGGGCUGAUGCUGAAACUCCUGCUGGCUCCGGCCGCCGCUUCUGCCGCCCCGUAGCCCGGCGGGAAAGGAGGGCUUCUCCAGCCAUGUAUUUCCUGAGUGGGUGGCCGAAGAGGCUGCUCUGCCCCUUGGAGGCUCACGAGCCCCCGCUCCGCAUCCGGGCCGACCCGCAGAGGACUUUGUUCGCCGUGUUGUCCCCGUCUCAGCUGAGCAUCUGGUACAGCCGGCCCAGUGUGUUAAUUGUAAGCUAUAAAGAAUUACCAAAAGCAGCAUCGCAAUUUGGACCUUAUGACCAAGCUGAAUGGAGACCUGACAGUACCAUGCUAGCUAUUUCGACUGCAAAUGGAUAUAUCUUGUUUUUUAAUCUUCUGUCUGCAAGAGACAAGUAUCUUUAUGAACCGAUUUAUCCCAGAGGAAGCCCACAUAUGAAAGGAACACCACACUAUAAGGAAGAACAAUGUGCCCCAUUAUUAAAUCUAGAGAAGAAGCAAAUUUUGGAUUUGCAAGCAUCUAUAACCAGCUUACAGUCCAUGUUGGAAGAUCUACUUGUUGCUACUGUUGAUGGGCUGCUUCAUCUAAUUCACUGGGAUGGUGUGAUAAAUGGAAGGAAAGCCAUAAACCUCUGUACAGUACCAUUUUCCGUGGAUCUCCAUUCUUCUAGAGGUUCAUUUUUGGGAUUUGAGGAUGUGCACAUCAGAGAUAUGGAAUACUGUGCUACGCUUGAUGGGUUUGCUGUUGUGUUUAGUGAUGGCAGAGUUGGUUUUAUUACACCAAUGUCAAGUGGAUUCACAGCAGAGCAGCUCCAUGGUGUUUGGGCACAGGAUGUUCUGGAUGGAACCUGUGUGGCUGUAAACAACAAAUACCAAUUAAUGGCAUUUGGAUGUGCAAAUGGUUCAGUGCAAGUUUAUACAAUAGAUAAUUCCACUGGGGCCAUGCAGCUGUCUCAUAAACUGGAGCUAACACCCAAGCAGUAUCCUGAUAUUUGGAACAAAACAGGAGCUGUUAGAUUAAUCAAAUGGUCUCCUGAUAGCUGUGUUGUUAUGGUGACCUGGGAAUAUGGCGGACUUUCCUUAUGGAGUGUAUUUGGUGCUCAGCUGAUCUGUACUUUGGGGGGAGAUUUUGCCUAUCGGUCUGAUGGUACCAAAAAGGACCCUCUAAAGAUCAGUUCUAUGAGUUGGGGAUCAGAAGGCUAUCACUUAUGGGUGAUCGAUGCAAGUAAUUCUGGAAACAUAAUGCCAGAGAAAGCAUGCAAAAAUGAAGCCAAGCAGUUUGGCAUUUUGCAGUUCCAGUUCAUCAAGAGUGCACUCACCAUUAACCCUUGCAUAAGCAAUCAGGAACAGGUCCUCCUCCAGGGAGAAGAUCGCUUGUACUUGAACUGUGGUGAUGCAAUACAAAGUCAGAAUCCUAGAAGUUCCACAGCACACUCUGAACAUAAGGUCAUUCGAGAAAGAGGCCAGUUUUCAGAUGGGAACUUAGAUUCUCAGGGUUUAAGCACUUUAUUAGGGCACAGACAUUGGCAUGUUGUACAGAUUCACAGUACCUAUCUAGAGAUCAAUUGGCCUAUACGGUUUUCAGCCAUAGAUAAGUUGGGACAGAAUGUCGCUGUAGUUGGCAAGUUUGGUUUUGCACAUUAUUCUUUACUUUCCAAAAAAUGGAAGUUAUUUGGAAACAUCACCCAGGAACAAACCAUGACUGUGACUGGUGGCUUAGUAUGGUGGAAUGAUUUCAUUGUUACUGCAUGUUAUAAUUUAAGUGACCGCCAAGAAGAGUUAAGAGUAUAUUUGCGAACAGCCAAUCUGGACAACGCAUUUGCUCAUAUCACCAAAGUCCAGGCAGAAACAUUACUGCUCAGUGUUUUUCGGGACAUAAUAAUAUUGUUCAGAGCAGACUGUUCUAUUUGCCUUUACAGUAUUGAAAGAAAAUCUGAUGGUCCAAAUCCGACUGCCAGUAUUCAAGUUCUUCAGGAGGUUUCGAUGUCACGUUAUAUUCCUCAUCCCUUUCUUGUUGUGUCUGUUACUUUGACAUCUGUGAGAACAGAGACUGGCAUCAGCUUGAAAAUGCCACAGCAGGCCUGUGAAGCAGAGAGCAUUAUGUUAAACUUAGCAGGACAGCUAAUUAUGGUGCAAAGGGAUCGAUCUGGGCCACAGAUACGAGAAAAGGACAGUAGUCCCAACCAAAGGAAACUUCUGCCAUUUUGUGCUCCAGUUGUACUUGCCCAAUCUGUUGAAAAUGUUUGGACUACAUGCCGUUCUAACAAACAGAAACGGCACUUAAUGGAGGCCCUGUGGCUCAGCUGUGGUGGAUCAGGCAUGAAAGUUUGGCUUCCUUUGUUUCCCAGGGACCACCGUAAACCACAUUCCUUUCUGUCAAGACGGAUUAUGCUGCCUUUCCACAUUAACAUAUACCCCUUGGCUGUCCUGUUUGAAGAUGCCUUGGUUCUUGGUGCUGUCAAUGACACUGUACUCUAUGACUGCUUAUACGCUCACAGCAGUGCUAUGGAACACAUAGAGGUUCUCUUCCCUUUCUGUAUUGUUGAGAGAACAUCUCAGAUCUACCUCCAUCACAUUCUACGCCAGCUUUUGGUAAAGAACCUAGGUGAACAAGCCUUGCUUUUGGCUCACUCCUGUGCCACGUUGCCGUACUUUCCUCAUGUACUAGAACUGAUGCUUCAUGAAGUGCUGGAAGAAGAAGCUACCUCACGGGAACCCAUUCCUGAUCCUCUCCUUCCCACUGUGGCUAAAUUCAUUACAGAAUUCCCCCUUUUCCUGCAGACAGUUGUUCACUGUGCUAGGAAGACAGAAUAUGCCCUGUGGAAUUACCUUUUUGCUGCUGUUGGAAACCCAAAGGACUUGUUUGAAGAGUGCUUAAUGGCCCAGGACUUAGACACAGCUGCCUCUUACCUUAUUAUCUUACAGAAUAUGGAGGUUCCAGCUGUUAGUAGGCAGCAUGCAACACUGCUAUUCAAUACUGCUUUGGAACAGGGGAAGUGGGAUCUUUGUCGGCAUAUGAUCAGGUUUCUGAAAGCCAUUGGCUCUGGAGAACCGGAGACACCACCUCCUACACCAACAACUCAGGAACCUAGUUCAAGUGGUGGCUUUGAGUUCUUUAGACAUCGCAGCAUUAGUUUGUCCCAGUCUGGAGAUGGUAUCCCAGCGGGCAAGUUCAACUUGCAAAAGACCUUGAGUAUGCCAUCUGGUCCCUCUGGGAAAAGGUGGAGUAAGGACAGUGAUUGUGCUGAGAACAUGUACAUUGACAUGAUGCUCUGGCGACAUGCUCGCCGCCUCCUGGAAGAAAUCAGGCUUAAGGAUCUUGGUUGCUUUGCUGCACAGUUGGGGUUUGAGCUAAUAGGCUGGUUGUGUAAGGAGCGCACCAGAGCUGCCCGUGUAGAAGAUUUUGUAACAGCUCUGAAGAAACUACACCAUGACUUUCUUUGGCCGUUCCCAAUUAUUCCAGUCUGCUCCAUAAAUUCACCUCUCAAGAAUGGAAAGUACAGAACAGUAAUAGGUGAGCAGCUAUUAAAAUCACAGUCAACUGAUAGUUUUUUGAACAUGGAAAUAGAUGCUGGGGGUCCAGGUGUGCCAAGAAGUCACAGUUGGCUUGGCACCAUCAGUUCCUCCCAAAGAGAAAUGGAUGCAGCAUCGUCCCAUGGACCUCACAUGCAGGAGGCAUUUCUCUCACCUUUGUUGAAUAAAGGUGAUGAAUGCAGUAUUGGUUCAGCAACAGACUUGACAGAAACAAGCUCUAUAGUGGAUGGAGACUGGACUAUGGUGGAUGAAAAUUUCUCCACACUAAGUUUAACACAAUCAGAGCUGGAGCAUAUCUCCUUGGAGCUGGCCAGUAAAGGGCCACACAAAUCACAGGUUCAACUGCGGUACUUGCUUCAUAUUUUCAUGGAAGCAGGAUGCCUGGACUGGUGUGCCGUUAUAGGCCUUAUUCUCAGAGAAUCUUCAAUAAUCAACCAAGUGUUUAGCCUGUUGCAAUCUUCAGAGGUUGAUGGAGAGUUGUUGCAGAAUAUCAAGACAGGACUGUACGCAGUUGACAGAUGGGCUUCUACAGACUGUCCUGGCUAUAAGCCAUUUUUAACUGUCAUCAAGCCACAACUCCAGAAGCUGAGUGAGACAGCAGAGGAACAAGUGCAACCAGAAACCUUUCAGCCAAUGAACUUGUCGAGAGUGACAGAGCAAGCCAGCCCAAGGGUUGAAGAAAACAGGAGCUCAGCUAGCCACAGCGCCAGCCCUCAAAGUGAUGCUGGUGGUAGCACCAUGAGUCGACAUGAAGAUGACAUGGCUGGACUGGAGGAGGAAGACCUGCUCCAGGAAGGCAGUUACGACUGCACUGUGUCCUAACGGAGCUAUUGGCAAAUGAUGUUAACAAGAGCACAGCAACAGAGUAAAGGCAUGUACAGAUGUUGUUACAGAAGGACGCAAUUCAAGCCUUCAAACAACACUUAAAGUGUGUUCGAUUUUAUGCUGAAUUUUUUACAUGCAUUGACUAGAAACCCUCUUUGAAUGCAAAUAAUAUUUUCCAUUAAACAGUCUUGCCUGUGUCAUUUCUAAAAAUGGCUCCACGGAAAGCAAGACUCUUAUCGUUUUCAUGUCAAGAUUUAUUUUGAAAAUCUAGUUUAGACUUUGUUCCUUAAAAAUCUUGAUUGGGCAAGACAUCAGUUUUGCAUAUUUGCCCCAGAUCAUUGUUGGCUCCUUUCAGGAUGCAAGAAGAAUGCAACCUAAUCAUGGGAGACAGUUCAAAAUUGAUCACUUCUGCUGGAAAAUAAGGCAGCACUUCUGUAUGUCCAGUAACUUCCAGCUAGCCUGGUUUUUGAACCCAAACCCUUAAAAGUUCAUAAAUUAAGUUUGUUAGAAUGAAAACUGCAUGUUA